AGUCUACGCGUUAAUACAUUUACUAUUUUUAGGACGUCCUCCUCUUCGUCGUAGUUCGUUCGUAGUCAUCGUCUUCUUCGUCUUCUUCGUACGGCGACGCGACGUAUGCGAGAAAGGCGACAGAUUAAAAAAUAAACGUCUAUAAGCGAAACUGCGCCGAUUCUUUUCGACGCAGUCUAAGCAUUUGAAUUAAUUAACAAAAGUCCGAUCUUGAAUGAUAACGCGGAGCAAACAUUCGGAGUUAGGUGCCAUGCGCGUCCUGCUAUCGAAAUUACCGAGGCCGUGGAUCGUCGACGAGAAAAAGGACGAUGGAUACACGGCUCUUCAUCUGGCAGCUCUGAACAAUCACGUCGAAGUUGCCGAACAAUUGGCGCGCGCUGGAAAAGCCGAUCUGGAUUUGCAAAAUGUGAAUUUGCAGACCGCUCUACAUCUCGCCGUUGAACGACAGCACACGCAAAUUGUUCGAUUAUUGGUAAGAGAAGGUGCGAAUUUGAACGUGGCCGAUAAGGACGGUGACACGCCCCUUCACGAAGCACUGAGGCAUCACACUUUGUCGCAGCUGCGACAGCUGCAGGACGUGCAAGACGUCGGUCGUCUUCUAAUGGGUCUUGGUGCUCAGGGUCAGGACAAGAAGAGUAGUUCCUUCAUCGCUUGCUUCCUGGCAGCUCAUGGUGCCGAUCUAGAAUUGAAGAAUAAAAAGGGCCAAACGCCUCUGGAUCUAUGUCCCGAUCCAAAUCUUUGUAAAACUUUGACAACGUGUCACAAAGACAAGGAAUCGCACGACAUCGAAACCGCAGUACCGUCGGCAGCAAUCGACGAAUGUCUGGUUUGUACCGAUGGAAAACGUGAAAUGCUCUUCAGUCCGUGCGGACACGUUGCCUGUUGCAACGUUUGCGCACCAAGAGUGAAAAAAUGUCUAAUCUGUAGGGAAAAUAUUCUUUCGAAAUUGAAGAUCGAGGAAUGCGUUGUUUGCUCCGAUCGCAAGGCCAAUAUCCUGUUCCGUCCGUGCGGUCACAUGUGCGCCUGCGAAAGUUGCGCUGCCUUGAUGAAAAAAUGUGUUCAAUGCAGAACACAAAUUCAACAUAUGGUACCGCUCUCGAUUUGCUGCGGUGGAGAAGGUGAUGUCACUUACGUUAAGGGGUGCAAUGCCUCAGGAACCAUAUCGGAGGUUAAAGCUGACGUAGAAGAAGAACCAGUGCCAAUACCGACCGUCAAUACCAAUACUAAUACCAGUGGUGGGGAAGCUCUUUUGAUGAACAAUGGAAGUCGAGACACGUCUCACAGCGAUAUUCAAAAGCUUCAACAGCAAUUGCAAGAUAUCAAAGAGCAAACAAUGUGUCCCGUUUGUUUGGAUCGUUUAAAAAAUAUGAUCUUCCUCUGUGGACAUGGAACCUGCCAAAUGUGUGGCGAUCGUAUGUCGGAGUGUCCAAUAUGCCGCAAAGCCGUAGACAAACGCAUUUUGCUCUAUUGAAGAGACUGACCGUUAGUUCGAAUUAGACUAUCGGAAUAAUAAUUAUCUAAUAACGUAGUAAUUCCUUAUUGCGCAUCAUAAUAACGCCUGGGAUCAUAACGACCACGAACUUUCCCAUUUCCUGUCAUCGCGAUGGUCCUAUUAAUUGCAUGUUCAUUAUUGAGAAGUAUGUAUACACGAUCGUAAAAUUUACAUUAAAGCGUAUGUACACGUCGUAUAGGACUUUUAGCGAAGAUCCAUAUGAAUAACAAAAAGUAUAAAUGUGUAGUAAAGAAAAAAGAAAAAAAAGAAAAAAAAGAAAAA
Molecule: messenger RNA, 1774 nt
Organism: Vespa mandarinia (Asian giant hornet)
Lineage: Eukaryota; Metazoa; Arthropoda; Insecta; Hymenoptera; Vespidae
Product: E3 ubiquitin-protein ligase MIB1-like
Biological process (GO): Notch signaling pathway; protein ubiquitination; endocytosis
Cellular component (GO): cytoplasm
Molecular function (GO): protein binding
Source: RefSeq, a predicted model, not a curated record